AUGACUACAUUCCUUGUUGAUUCGAGAAGUGAGAAUACCUGUAAAAAGUACUAUUCAAGUUUUAAUAGAUGGAAGAAAUUCGCAAUCGAAAACAGUUUAAAUGAAUUGCCAGCCGAGCCUGUUCAUAUAGCACUUUACAUUACAAAAUUGAUAGAUGAACAAUGUUCUCCAAGUGUUGUAAAUUCAGCUGUAUAUUCAAUCAAAUGGGCCUAUGAUAUUAACGGUUUUAAUGAUCCGACAGAAAAUUCAUUUGUAAAAUAUCUUUUAGAAUCCGCCAAAAGACGUAAUGAAAGGCCUGUAAACAAAAAGGAUCCAGUUAACAAUGACAUGUUGAUUGAUUUAUGA
Messenger RNA from Mytilus trossulus (common blue mussel), 345 nucleotides. RefSeq lists its product as uncharacterized. The record is from RefSeq and is a predicted model, not a curated record. The coding region runs from base 1 to 345 and encodes 114 amino acids. Lineage: Eukaryota; Metazoa; Mollusca; Bivalvia; Mytilida; Mytilidae. The transcript has a single exon.